GAAUCCCCGCCAAUGGUAUACCAUGACGAAAUACCUGUACUGUUGAACACCAUUAAUUAUAUUGUUAUUUUAUAUAGUUUGUACUCUUUUUUCACAAGUAUCAGCGGUACGUCAUUUGCUUUACCGGGCUACAAAUUUUCUACCUAGCUAUCAGCCUAUCAGUUUACUUUUAACCUUACACCGUUCACUGUUAACCAUGUGUGUUGUUUUUUGUUCUCCGCAGCGUUAUAUAACCUAGCGUGUACACUAUGUUAGCAAAAAAAUGAAAAAAUUCAUCACCACAAAAAUCAACAAGCAGCAAUGGAGGGUUACAGUGCCUAACAUCAAUGGAGGUUUCUUGAGAAGGUCACCAACUCGAGAUGACGACAAGUCAGACAAAGGUUCUAAAAGAUCAUCAGGAUUCUAUGACUUUCAGGAAGCUCAGAACGAGUACGACAAAAGCAGAAGCCUGCCAGCUAGUGUGUACGUAGAUUCAAGUGGAUCUGACACAGAAGAGGAAGAACUCUUCAUUGAUGCAUCUUCAGAUGACAGAGUUGAGCCUGAAGGUCAAUUAUACCAAGACAUCGAAGAAACAUUGAAAAGCCAAUCGGAAACUUUGAUCAAAAACAACAGUCAGUUUGAAUAUGACGUUCCAAAGAUAUCUUUCAAAUUUUUCGAAAAGCCUAAAGAAGCUCAAGAAGACGAAUCGGCUUAUGAGCAAGUGAAGUUUCACAAAAAGACUGAGGUUAAGAUCACUCUUCAAACGCCUGAGAAAAUUUUGGACUCCGAAGAACCACUGUGCCAUCCUAGCGAAAAGUUUGUGAGUCAGACUGAAAUAUUUGUGAAAAGUUUAGAGAACAUACCUGUAGCUGUGAUAAAAUCUGCUGGGAGUGACCCCAAUUUGGCGCUCAGAGAGCAUGAUGAGGAAGAAUACGAUGAAAACUUUUACAAAGUUCCAAGAUCUUUGAAGAAGACCAACAGGUUAUCCCAAUCGCUGCAUGAUUUUGACGUUGAGGCUCUGGAGAAUCAGAAACCACUUGUCCCACCACGUGAUUUGAGUAUCGAACACAUAUCAGCAAGUCAAGUUCUACUGAAACAAUCUAGUGAAGAUACAGAAAGCAAGGAUUCGGAAACUUUGGAGUAUUGUAAGGUUAGAAGUAAACUACCGAUAUACUUAAAACGAGCCAGUUUGCUGAGGAAACCAAAAAAAGCUGUGGAUAAGUGGAAUGACUUCAGAUCAAAGUUCAGUAAUUUGAUGGUGGAACACGCUGCUCAACAAAAAGGUCAAAAUGGAUUCGAGGAUCUUCGGAGAUAUGUCAAGCAGGGUAGUGAUUUCUGCAAGGAGCUGGCCACCAUUUUACAGGAAAGGUCAGAGGCAGAAACCCAGUAUGCGAAGAGUCUGUCCAAGUUAAGUGCCAAGUUGUCUCGAGCAUGCAGAGACAGCGUAGGAGGAGUCAAUGAGGCAUGGAAGUCUGUAGCACAAGAACUCGAAGCAAGGGCCGAAGCCCAUAAAAUCAUGGGCAAUGCUCUUUUGGAGGAAAUUGCCAAGCCGUUGAAGACUCUCACUGAGAACCAGCAUAGGAUCAGAAAACAGUCAGAGUCUUCGGUAGACAAAGCAGCUAAGCUACUGUCUGACUGGAGGGCAGCAGAGGCGAAAGGAAAAAAGCACAGUCACGUAUGUGCCAGGGAAAACGAAAAGCUUCAAGACGCCGCUGUUUUGGAUAACACAAAGUUCGGAAAACAAACGAUUUCGAAAAGCAGUAGUUUAAUCCACUUGGCACAUUUGCACAGCAAACAAAAUAGUGCAGACAAAGAUAAUGCGAAGUUGGAAGGUAAGAAGAAGAAAGCUGAAGAUGCUGUGAAAAAAGCGGAUAUUGAGUAUUAUACAUUAUGUGUUAGAGCAGAGAGAGCAAGACUGGAAUGGGAAUCGGCAGUUGUACGAGGGUCCGCCACUUUCCAAUCACUGGAAGAGGAAAGGCUGAAUAAUCUUAAGUCCGUUCUGACGUCGUACCUGCAUCACAACAAUGAACUCAUUCCUAGGUUAAUUGAGGCAACCGAUCGAUUAAAAAAUCCUGUUUCCCAAGCUGAUUCCACCAAAGACCUUGCAACUUUCCAAAACUUGCGACAUACGUCCCAACAAGUUUCAGAACAAUUGUUACCCGACUUCUACUGUGAGCACAUAACUUUGGCGAUGAACAGAGAGAGGCGGAAACAGGCACUUGUCAAGCUACUACACCUCAUCAGGCAAGACAUAGAACGGGAAAGGAAGUCAAAGAAUGGUUUAGAAAACUUAUGCAAGGCGAUUAAACAAACACCCAGUUUUGGUUCCGACGACUCCCAGCAGAGCGUAUCAGAAAAACUAUACCAUAUGAAAUCAAUGUUGACAUAUCUGGAAGGUGCCAGAUAUAAAGUACAAAGUGCUUUGGCAGAACUAGACUCUCGACCGCGAAUAGGUCAUCCGUUAGCACCACACAUAACCGUUACAAGAGAUAAAUCCGGACUUCAGCAAAGCGUUCUCAAAGUACCUCAGUGGUUGAGGGAUGAAUGGUGCGAAACGGAUAAAAGUCCCUUGAGUGAAAAGUCACUGAAGUCUAAUAACUCGGAUAAAUCCGACAAUUCCGAUCCACAUAUAAACGACGUUGAUGAUCACGAAUGGUUGGACCGUGGAGCAGCGGAUGGCAAUUCCAAUCAACCGGACUCAGACUUUGACGAGUUCUCCUCCCAGUCAAGCGCAGGAGGCGGUAACCGCUGCUAUCCCGAAGAGAUUGCCAUCAAACCGAUAGCCACUUGCAAGGCUAUCUACCCUUACAAACCCAACAUGCCUGACGAGCUGGCACUCAAACCUGGUGACAGUUUGACAGUCUACAGACAGCAAGACGACGGAUGGUGGCUGGGCGAAUGCAAUGGAAACGUGGGGAUAUUUCCAGCUACUUAUGUUGAAUUAGUCACUGAAUGCUGACUCAUGACGAACUAGAAUCGAUUUUUUGUGAUUGACGAAACGAUAUUUUAAUAUGAGAGAUGAAACUACUUUAGUUGAUAGCAAUAAAUGCUAUUUGUUCAAUACCUUUUAGUACGCGAUCUGAUUCCUUCGAAAUCUGCAACGGACACUCAAAAACUAGAACUUUGUAAUUUGGGGCGUAAUUGUACAUAUAUAUUAUAAGCACUUAUUCAACUCAUUUUUGAGAAUGCUGAAAUGGAAAACGCAUAUUUAUAUACCAUGUGUAAAUGAUUAAAUUUGUGAAUACUGAAAAAGUUUUGUAUUAAUUAGCAUUUUUACCAUAAUUAUUUUAUUAUUAAACUAUAUUUGCUGGGAAUUUUGCAAUUUUACUAAUACUUAAUUAUUUCGACUGUACUGUAUUCAUUUAAAUUAAUGAAACAUACGUGUACGAGAUCUGUGCGUAUAUCGUCAUAUUUAAAAGCAUCGUCAGAUUGAGAAAUUACUUGGCUUUCCUAGAAUUUACUACCUUUUAAGGUUGCAGCUGGCAACAGAGACAUUUUUUGCAAUGGCGCUUGGUGCGCACCUAACACUAGAGUGGCAUUUAUAUAUCCUGGUUAUCCUGCAUCCUUGUAAACUCAUCUGUGACUAAGGUACGCACCCCUGAUUAUCUUCCAUGUGAUUCGCUCUCACUAACCACCUGUACUGCAAGCAGUUCAUGUCCCUUCUACUGACAUGCUCGGCCUGAAGAAAUCUGAUCUGGAAAAUCCAACAAUGAACGGGUUAUCAUGAAGUCGAAGGUCUACGAUAAAAUAAAAGGCGUUUAUGUAAAAAAAUACAUUUCAUAAUAAAAAUGUAAUGUUCUGAACAAUUCUACGGUAUCGUCCGUUUUGAAUCUUCUUCAGCACAAAUCAAUCUACCAUGUCUAGUCCCUACAUUCAAUAAAAAACUGUUACUGUAACUAGUUCUGAAAAGCAAAGUAACAGAUUUUGUCGCAUUCACUAAAAGCAAAGUAACUGGUUUUGCAGUAUUCAAUGUUAGUGUUAAUGAAAAACCAAUAAUUUGCAAUGAUAUGCAUAAACCGGCAGUAAAGGAUUAAUACGAGAGUUACAGGGUGGCCGAUAUGUAACUGACUGGUUUGUAUCUUGAAUAUUUGUGAAAUGAAAUAGAAUACGUCCAUUUAUUUCAUCUUAAUGUUUUAUUGAAACUUAGAAAUUAUGUAUGAAAAAUAAUAUCAGACAAAUGUCCGCCUAUAGAAGCUGCGCAAACCUGAACCCUCUGGAAUAUUUUCCAUCACUUUUUGGUAGGUUUCGGGAGGAAUAUUUUCAAUCGUUUCCGUAAUAUUGUUUUUAGUAUUCGGUUUGUUGGCAUAAACCCCAUUUUUCAAAAAUCCCCAUAAAAGUCAGGAGCCGUUAAAUCCGGUGACCUUGGUGGCCAGUUGACAUCACCAAAUCGAGAAAUUAAACGUCCCGGAAAUAUUGUUCGCAAAAGAUUCAUUGUUUCCCUAGCUGUGUGACCAGUUGCUCUGUCCUGCUGGAACCACAUGUUUUGCAGGUUAAAUUGUUGGAUUUGAGAAACCAGAAAGUUUUGCACCAUAUCACGGUAGCGCUCGCCAGUGACAGUAAGAGAAUUACCUAUAUACCAAACUCCGCACCAAACUGUGACUCGACGAGGAUGUAGUGGUCGUUGAUGGAUGACUCGAAGGCUACCUAAUGCCCAGACACGACAAUUCUGCUUAUUAACAAAUCCGUUCAUAUCGAGGUGGUCUUCAUCGCUCAUUAUCACUUGUCGGUAAAAAUCGUUAUUUUGGGUAUUAAGCUGCAAUGUUACAUGACUGUAUUGUCGGCGACUUUCAUGGUCACUAGGCUGUAGUUCUUGGGAUAACUGACGUCUUAAGGCACUCCACUACAAUUUCAAUAUUUUCCGGAGUAUGAACAGGUCAAACACGGCCCGACCUUGGCAAGUCUUUACCUUCACCUGUUUGUUCAAAUUUCCGCACCAACUGACGAAUGGUGUUGACACUGGGCACAUUAUUUCGACCGAAAUCUUGUCGUAGCUUCCGAAUCGUUGCAACAAUAGACUCAUUAUUCAAGUAAAACGUUUUAACAAUACGGAGGCGUUGUGGGAUCGUGUAGCGCUCCAUGAUGGAUUGGACACAUGAGCCAUCUGAAUGCAAACCCCGCCAAGUGCAAACCAUACAGUUCCAAGAAAAACGCGGAAAACUGUUUUGAGUUAUACUAUCCACAAAAUGAACUUACUUUAAUAUCUUGUUGAUGUAGAUACUGCUUCUUAAUGCAUAUCAUUCAUCAUAUUACAACAAAGAGAGCAUUAGCACCGUCAAAUAAGAAAAAUAAAAUGCAGUUGGCGGAGUUUGAAAAUAAGUGUGUAAAAUGGCGGGCUUUGCAGCCAAAAUCAAAUGUUUUUAACCACAAUGCUGAGAAUGCCAGCAAAUGGCACGAAACCCUGUGAAUCGAAACACACGGUCAGGAGACCAAAAUACGACUUUCACAUUGGUCACACGCACUUGGCGAUUUUUUCAAACAAACAUCUGCAACUGGCGAUGUAUUGAAAGUGAACUGAGUUUUUGAUGCUCUAAAGUAAUGUAAGUAAAUGCCGGGGUUUGAGAAAUAAUAUCUUGACAGAAUGCAGAUAGAAACAUUUCCUUUCGAAUGGCGCCACCUACUGAAAUGCCUGUAUCAAAAAUAGCGCGCAAUUUAAAUCAGUCUGUUAUAAUGGGUGAUUCAAAUUGAGUUUCCACAUUACAAAUAAUUUUUUUUGAAACACCACUGAAUUUGUUAACAACGUGCCAUUUCUAACGUCAAAAUAUAAACAAAUCAGUCAUGAAGCAAUAUAUGACCGAACAAUGUGUUAAAAUUAUCCAAGCCUAUAAUGAAAAGGGCCGAUCAAGGAAGCAUACAUUUCGUGCUUUACGUGAAUUUUUUGUCUCACAAAAUCGGCCUUGUGAGAGGACAGUUAGGAAUUUGGUGCAAAAAUUCGAGCAAACGGAUCCGACACUAACACCAAAACCUCUAGGCGUGCUCGUAGUGGUAGGUCGGAACACAAUAUUGCUAUUGUUGCCGAAAAUCCAAGAACCUCGAUUCGUCAUCGAUCGCAGCAACUGGACUUUUCUUAUUCCACUACACAGCGCAUUUUAAUAAAAUAUUUGAAGUUACACCCUUUUAGAGUCCAAAUAACACAGGCUUGAAGCCUAUUUCAGGGGAAACGAUACAAUUACUGCGCGGCAAGUUUCCAGGUCGCGAUUAUUUUCUUUGGGGGUAUUUCAAGGGCAAAGUCUACAAAAAGAAUCCGAUAACAAUUGCGGAGCUGAAACAGUAGUUCAGACGCGAAAUUACUAACAUAGGAUCUGAUUUGUGCUACGGAGUACUCGAAAAUUUCUCGAAACGGAUUACGUCAUGCCACAUGAGGCCGUGGCGGUCAUUUACUUGAUAUCAUAUUCCAUGCAUAAUUGUAAUGAACUGCCCUGAAACGACAAAUACAUACUUUUUUAUAAUUUUCAAUUUCUUCUUUUUUUAAAUACUUUUAAUGUGGAAACCCAAUUUGAAUCACCCUAUAUAUUGGCCACCCUGUACUUGGACCUAAAAAUUCUGUCCGAAGAGAUGAUCCAUAGUUGUUUCAUUCUCAAAUAAGCUGUGAUUUAAUCAACACUAUAUCAUAUGUACAACCACCCUUGACGUUAGAUGGUCUACGUACAGGGAAAGCCAUAAAUAAUAUAAAAAAGAGGAGUUUGACCUUAAAGGUUAUGGAGAAUAGAAUAGUUGUUGUUUCAUUUCCAAACACAUCCUUGUAAUGUUAUUUCAUUGAGCCUGAGUGCAAGCGUCUGAUAUAUUUCAAAGUCAAAAACAUUGUUCACACUUUGAGACUGAGUUAUCAUGAUUUUUGAACGUCGUUUGUACUCAUUUCAUGUUGUUAUAUUUAUGUAUUAACCAUUGUAUAUUAUUAAAUCCAUCUAAUAAGAAGUUUUAUUAAAA
Acanthoscelides obtectus is the source of this 6903-nucleotide messenger RNA. Lineage: Eukaryota; Metazoa; Arthropoda; Insecta; Coleoptera; Chrysomelidae. The record is from the annotation of a GenBank genome assembly.